Molecule: messenger RNA, 1233 nt
Organism: Diachasma alloeum
Lineage: Eukaryota; Metazoa; Arthropoda; Insecta; Hymenoptera; Braconidae
Exons: 2
Coding region: 1-1233 (410 amino acids)
Source: RefSeq, a predicted model, not a curated record
AUGCAAGAAGUGAAACUGGCCCUCAAACAUGCAAAGAAUGGAAAAACUCAUGGUCCUGAUGGAAUUGCCAAUGAAUUCUUGAAGAACAUGCCCAUCGCUUGGGUGGAAUUUCUGCGGGACCUUCUAAAUAAAACAUGGAUGGAAAAGAAUGUUCCUGAAGACUGGCCUACAGCAGCAGUUUCGAUGCUUUACAAAAAGCAAAAAGGAUCUUACGCGAAGAGCAGGCUAGAUUUCGUAGAUUUCAAACGUGCAUUCGAUAGUGUACCGCACCGUAGACUAUGGAGAACGUUGUUCAUUGCAUAUGUUGCUGACAUGUCCUUCCAGGAACAAAAUACCGUGCAAGGCCUAGACAUUGGGGGAAAAAACCUGAGAACCCUUUUAUAUGCAGACGAUACAAUAAUCUUUGCCCGUUCAUACCAAGAAGCCCAGUUCUGCCUGAGAAUUCUCGCGGAUUACUUCGUUCAAAACAGUUUGACUGUACACACUGGCAAAACAGAGAUCCUGGUCUGCAGAACCAGUGGAAGAAUCAGGAAGUUUGAAAAGGAAGCCUUUUACUACAAGGGCCAACCAGUGAAAACUGUCAAAGAAUACACCUAUCUUGGCACUCCAGUAGACUACGCGAUGCAGGGUGAUGCACCGGUAAAGAGUGCCAUCCAGAGGGCUAAAUCAGCCAUUAGAGCUGCCAGCUCUAUCCUGAGGAGAGCAAGAGCAGACGACGUUGACUACAGAAUCAGGAUCUUUGAUAGCCUGGUAGCCUCAACCCUACUAUAUGGAGUACAAGUCUGGGGACCUGGGAAGCUAGACGCGAUAGAAAAAAUCCAAACCGACUUCUAUAGACAAAUUUUUCUGUUACCUAAUGACAUCCCUGGCUACCUCAUCAGACUCGAGCUGGAUCUCCUCCCCCUAGCAGCCCGAGCCUUAGGACUUAUCUGGGAUUGGACAAUCAAGAUGCUGACGAUGAGUCCCAACCGUUGGCCUCGAAUAUGGCUGGUGGAGGUAAUCAAGUUGGCAAGGAGUCCAGCCUGUAGACCCGAGUACAACUGGGUGGCAAAACUUGAUCAGAUUUUCUCAUCAGUUGGCCUUGAGUCUAUGUUCGACAACACGGACCCUGUCUUCUGGCUAGCACGGAAACACGACUUCCUCGAUGCUAUCUCUGCUCGAUGUAGAAGUGAGGACUUCGAUCGCUACCUAUGCUCCUCUUCAAUCCAAACACAGCACAUCCGAUGUCUCUGA